Naegleria fowleri is the source of this 1224-nucleotide messenger RNA. RefSeq lists its product as uncharacterized. The coding region runs from base 1 to 1224 and encodes 407 amino acids. The record is from RefSeq and is a predicted model, not a curated record. Gene Ontology annotation, molecular function: short-chain carboxylesterase activity; monoacylglycerol lipase activity. The transcript has a single exon. Lineage: Eukaryota; Heterolobosea; Eutetramitea; Acrasida; Naegleriidae.
AUGCUUGCCUAUCUAGGCUUUAUUGCCAUCUUUCUCUUUAUUUAUUAUAGACAAUUCGUUUGUGAGAGGGUCAAACUCUACUACACGGCUACAGAUAAUCCCACCGUUAGUGAAUUGGUGGAUCGUACCUUUAGUAAUUCGGAACGUGCUACUUUUUGCCCAACUCCCUAUCUCAUCAAUACUCAUCUUCAAACCAUUUUCAAUGUAGCUCUACGACCAGAUAUUAAUUGGUAUUCCUAUGAUACUGAAGAAUUUACAUUCAAGUGUGGAGGACAUAUUCUGUUGGAUUGGGUUCAUGAUAAUCGUCUUCCUCGGACAGAUGAAUCAUCGGAAGAUGAGAUGAGUGGUGAUGAUUUGAUAACGGAAGAGUCGCCCAUCAUGUUGGUCUUUGCUGGAGUUUGUGGAGGAAGUAAAGAAAUUGAAAUUAAACAUUUUGUGUCGUAUGUGGUACGAGACGGUGGAAUGAGAGCUGUGGUGGUGAAUUAUAGAGGUGCUCAAACACAACUUAAAACACCAGUGUUUGGAUUGACGAGUGAAGAUAUCGAUGUUGUUAUUAAUCAUAUUAAGAACAAAUUCCCAAAGGCUAUUGCAAUCAUUGCUUGUGGAUUUAGUCUUGGUUCAAAUAUUAUGACAAAAUAUUUGGGAGAAGUUGGCAAAGACUCACCCAUUGAUUUUGCCAUUUCAGUCUCAAAUCCUUUCAAUUUAGAAACUUCUUCAAGAAGAUUACAAGAUGAAUUGGUGAAUCGAUUGAUUUAUGACAAAGUAUUUACAAAAAAGAGAAAGGAAUUAGUGUUGGCUCAUGAACACGUCUUUGAGAUCACACCUGUGAAAAUGGAGAAAGUGAAACGAGUGAGUUCAACAUUGGAGUUUGAUGACGUUGUAAGUCGUGAAAUAUUGGGAAUGGACAGUUUGUCCAAUCUCUAUCAACGAUUUAGUUGUAAGCACGAUAUUACAGGAAUUCAAAUUCCAGUUCUCUUUUUGAAUGCUUUGGAUGAUCCAAUUUCCUCAAAACAUGCAAUUCCUUAUGACGAUCUGAAAGAGAAUACAAACAUUAUUCUGGCGACGACUGAACGAGGAGGCCAUGUUGCUUGGUUAGAUGGAUUGACACCUUACAAAGCGGUGCCAUCAUGGAUGGAGAGAACUUGUGUGCACUUUGCAAGAGCUUGUGUUGCAAUCAAGCAACAACAGAAAUCUAGAGAUGUUGCACAAUGUGAAACCAAAUAA